Messenger RNA from Laccaria bicolor S238N-H82, 1536 nucleotides. RefSeq names its product alpha,alpha-trehalose-phosphate synthase TPS1 subunit. The record is from RefSeq and is a predicted model, not a curated record. Gene Ontology annotation, cellular component: cytosol; alpha,alpha-trehalose-phosphate synthase complex (UDP-forming). The transcript is spliced from 5 exons. Gene Ontology annotation, biological process: trehalose biosynthetic process; cellular response to heat. Gene Ontology annotation, molecular function: catalytic activity. NCBI's taxonomy places the organism in Eukaryota, Fungi, Basidiomycota, Agaricomycetes, Agaricales, Hydnangiaceae. Bases 1 to 1536 code for a protein of 511 amino acids.
AUGUCCUCUGGAGGGCUCGUCUCCGCCCUCUCUGGUUUCAAGAAAUCCCUUAACUUCACGUGGAUAGGUUGGCCUGGCUUCUUCAUCCCGCCGAAAGACCGCCCCGUCGUCGACAAACGUCUCAUGGAGGAGUACUCCUGCCAGGCCGUCUAUCUUGACGAUGACGUAGCCGAUCGCCACUAUAACGGUUUCUCGAAUUCCAUCCUCUGGCCCCUCUUCCAUUACCACCCUGGAGAGAUGAAUUUUGACGAAGAGAAUUGGUUAGCGUACCGCCAGGCAAACAUGCAGUUUGCUGAAGCCGUCCGUCAGCAAAUUAAGCCGGGCUCCAUGGUCUGGGUUCAAGACUACCACCUGAUGCUCCUUCCGAUGCUCCUGCGCGGCCUGAUUGACGGACAUGAAAAUGUUGGCACAUUCACCACAGAAGAGCUAUCGAAAAUCACUGAAGGGGUGGAGGGUGACCCCACUUCAAGCCAAGCUACUGUUCCUGGUGUCAAGAUCGGGUUUUUCCUGCAUACUCCAUUCCCGAGUAGUGAAAUUUACAGGAUAUUGCCAGUGCGGCGAGAAAUUCUGCUUGGCGUCCUCAGUUGUGAUUUGAUCGGGUUCCACACCUACGAUUAUGCACGGCACUUCCUUUCGUCUUGCACGAGGAUUCUGGGUCUUCCAACAAUGCCUAAUGGAGUCGAGUUUGAAGGGAGGUUAGCUCACGUCGGUACGUUCCCGAUUGGAAUCGAGCCGAGCAGUUUCAUCGAAAACUUGAAAAAGCAAUCUGUCAAGGACCGCAUUUCUCAGCUCGAGCAACGAUUCGGAGGCGUGAAGGUCAUUGUGGGUGUUGACCGCCUGGAUUAUAUCAAGGGUGUUCCCCAAAAACUGCAUGCGCUUGAACUCUUCCUAACACAGCAUCCGGAAUGGAUCGGCAAGGUCGUACUUGUGCAAUUGGCUGUGCCGUCACGCCAAGAUGUCGAAGAAUACCAAAAUCUACGAUCUACUGUAAACGAGCUCGUUGGGCGUAUCAACGGCCGGUUUGGCACUGUCGAGUUCAUGCCAAUCCACUUUAUGCACAAGAGCUUGGCGUUCGACGAACUGUGCGCUCUGUACGCCGUGAGUGACGUGUGUCUUGUUUCUAGUACAAGAGAUGGUAUGAAUUUGGUUUCAUACGAGUAUAUUGCUUGUCAGCAGGCACGCCAAGGCGUUAUGAUCCUCUCCGAAUUUGCUGGCGCUGCCCAGAGCUUGAACGGGUCGAUUGUUGUCAAUCCUUGGGAUUCACAGCAAGUUGCUGACGCUAUUCACGAAGCAGUGACAAUGGAUUCAGCAGUUCGCGCUGAAAACCACCGAAAGCUGUUCAAAUAUGUAAACAAAUACAGCGCUGCAUUCUGGGGCAGCAGCUUCAUCAAGGAAAUGAGCAAGAUUGAUGCGGAGGACGUCGGUAAAGAGGGCCAAGCUGAGUUAGAGGUGAAGCCAGACGAUACGGCGGGCGAAGGUACCGUCAUCACAAAUGGAACCGUCCCACUUACACCCAGUCCUGACACGGACGUCUGA